Messenger RNA from Apodemus sylvaticus (European woodmouse), 1945 nucleotides. It is a transcript of the gene Dyrk4, whose product is annotated as dual specificity tyrosine phosphorylation regulated kinase 4. Gene Ontology annotation, cellular component: nucleus. Gene Ontology annotation, molecular function: protein serine/threonine/tyrosine kinase activity; ATP binding; protein serine/threonine kinase activity. NCBI's taxonomy places the organism in Eukaryota, Metazoa, Chordata, Mammalia, Rodentia, Muridae. Gene Ontology annotation, biological process: peptidyl-threonine phosphorylation; peptidyl-serine phosphorylation. Bases 1 to 1905 code for a protein of 634 amino acids. The record is from RefSeq and is a predicted model, not a curated record. The transcript is spliced from 15 exons.
AUGCAGCUCCUCCCACUUCCUGCCCUCACCCGGACAGAGACUUCAAUGGAUACGAACAAGGCAAGGAAACGCAGUUUGACGACCUUCCCGAUUUUGAAAGCAAGGAAGAAGCAGAGUUUCACCUCUGUGAAGGUUGAGAGUAAGCCUUUGGUUCAACUCCAGAAGCCAUCCUCCAAGACCAAGAAGCUGAAAGUGAACCGAUGUCCACAAAAGAUUCCAAGUACCAGCAACACAGAAUUCCCUUUUGUGGACACAAAGGGGAAGAGGAACAUAGUUAACUUCCCCCAGAUUGGCAGCAAAGUCCUAUCUAAGGGGCCCGUGGUGUAUCAGGAAAAUCAAAUUCAUAAUCAAGGGCUAUCCUCUGAACUCAAGACUUCAGAAAUACCUUUCAACUUUAACACCAAACCCCAAGACCCCAAGCUACAUCCAGAACUCCAAAAGAGGCAUAAAGUCCCCCUUACAGCAGCAGAGGCCCUCAAGUUUUUUAAGAACCAGCUGUCCCCUUAUGAGCAAAGUGAAAUCCUGGGUUACUCGGAGCUGUGGUUCCUGGGGCUUGAAGCCAAGAAGCUCAACGUGAUUCCGGAGAAGUUCAGCAAGACGAGCUUUGAUGACGAGCACGGUUCCUACAUGAAGGUCCUGCAUGACCACAUUGCCUACCGAUAUGAGGUUCUGGAGAUGAUCGGGAAAGGGUCCUUUGGACAGGUGGCCAAGUGCUUGGAUCACAAAAACAACGAGUUGGUGGCCCUGAAAAUCAUCAGGAACAAAAAGAGAUUUCACCAUCAGGCUCUGGUGGAGCUGAAGAUCCUGGAAGCUCUCAGAAGGAAGGACAAAGACAAUACCCACAAUGUAGUCCACAUGAAGGACUUCUUCUACUUCCGGAAUCACCUCUGUAUCACCUUUGAACUCCUGGGAAUCAACCUGUAUGAGUUGAUGAAGAACAACAGCUUUCAAGGCUUCAGUCUGUCCAUAGUUCGGCGCUUCACCCUUUCCGUUUUGAAAUGCUUACAAAUGCUUUAUGUAGAGAAAAUCAUCCACUGUGACCUCAAGCCGGAAAAUAUUGUGCUAUACCAGCGAGGCCAAGUCACUGUCAAAGUUAUUGACUUUGGGUCAAGCUGUUAUGAACACCAGAAAGUGUACACGUACAUUCAGAGCCGGUUCUACCGAUCCCCCGAGGUGAUUCUGGGCCACCCCUAUAACAUGGCCAUUGAUAUGUGGAGCCUGGGCUGCAUCAUGGCGGAGCUGUACACCGGAUACCCACUGUUCCCUGGGGAGAACGAGGUGGAGCAGCUGGCUUGCAUCAUGGAGGUGCUGGGCCUGCCACCUGCCCACCUCGUCCAGACAGCCUCCAGGAGACAGAUAUUCUUUGAUUCCAAAGGUCUUCCCAAAAAUAUAACCAACAACAGAGGGGAAAAAAGAUACCCGGAUUCCAAGGAUCUCACGAUGAUGGUGAAGACCUACGAUUCCAGCUUCCUGGACUUUCUCAGAAGGUGUUUGGUGUGGGAGCCUUCUCUGCGCAUGACCCCCGACCAGGCCCUCAAGCAUGCCUGGAUCCACGAGCCGAGGAAGUUCAAACCCCGGCCCAGGCCGCAGAUAGUAAGGAAGCCUGGUGUCAGCAUUUCCUCUGAGAUGAGCAAGGAGAAGGCUGAAGAGCAGCAUGCCAGCAAAGGCAAAAAAGAUGAGACCACCAAAGAAACUACAGACAAAUUGAAAGAGGACGCUGAUAAGCACCCCGAGAAUUCGGGCAAACAGCAGAGCUCUCUCCCGCACACAGCAGACACCGUCCAGCUACCUCAUCUAGCAGAAGCUCCUGGAAAGCCAGAGCCUGUGGCUGCGUCAGAGGUGUCCGCAGAACAACAGAGCACCUCCUCCCCCAAGAGCACAAACAUUUUACCGCCCAUCAUGUGACCCUUGUGGAGGGCGUGUCCUGUUCCCCUUCGCCAUCGAU